This is a messenger RNA of Striga hermonthica, 1179 nucleotides long. The record is from the annotation of a GenBank genome assembly. NCBI's taxonomy places the organism in Eukaryota, Viridiplantae, Streptophyta, Magnoliopsida, Lamiales, Orobanchaceae.
AUGGCACUCAAAAUGAGCUUCCUUCAUCACAACAAGAUCCCACCUUUUCCUGCCUCCGACCUCAGAUCUCACAGAGUUUCAAUGGCUUCAACUCUUCACUCUCUUCCCUCAGUAGAUGUUGGUAAAGCCAAAAAGCCGUUCACUCCUCCUCGUGAGGUCCACGAACAAGUAACCCACUCAAUGCCUCCCGAAAAACGCGAGAUCUUUGACUCCCUCCAAAACUGGGCCGAAAAUAACAUCCUUAUCCACCUCAAGCCCGUCGAGAAAUGCUGGCAGCCCACAGACUUUCUCCCGGAUUCUUCAUCUGACGGGUUUUACGAUCAGGUCAAAGAACUGAGGGAGAGGUCAAAGGAAAUCCCGGAUGAUUAUUUUGUGGUAUUGGUUGGGGACAUGAUUACUGAGGAGGCCCUCCCUACAUAUCAGACAAUGAUAAACACUUUGGAUAGUGUUCGAGACGAGACGGGGGCCAGCUCAACCCCAUGGGCUAUUUGGACGAGGGCGUGGACUGCCGAGGAGAAUAGGCACGGUGAUCUUCUCAAUAAGUAUCUUUAUCUUUCGGGACGUGUUGAUAUGAAGCAAAUCGAGAAGACAAUUCAAUAUUUGAUCGGUUCGGGGAUGGAUCCUCGGACAGAGAACAACCCGUACCUUGGAUUCAUCUACACUUCAUUUCAGGAAAGGGCAACUUUCAUUUCUCAUGGAAACACAGCCCGCCUGGCUAAAGAACUCGGGGACCUCAAACUGGCACAGAUAUGUGGGACCAUAGCCUCGGAUGAGAAACGACAUGAAACGGCCUACACCAAGAUAAUCGAGAAACUCUUUGAAAUCGACCCUGAUGGCACGGUUUUGUGCCUCGAGGAUAUGAUGAGGAAGAAAAUCACAAUGCCAGCUCACCUGAUGUACGAUGGCAAGGAUGAUAACUUGUUCGAGCAUUUUUCGGCUGUGGCCCAGCGGCUUGGAGUCUACACGGCCAAGGACUAUGCCGAUAUCUUGGAAUUCCUGGUGGCCAGAUGGGAGGUUGACAAGUUGAUGGGUCUUUCAGCUGAGGGGCGUAAAGCGCAAGACUAUGUGUGUAACUUGCCGGCUAGAAUCAGAAAGUUGGAGGAGAGAGCUCAUGCGAGGGCAAAGCAAGUACCACCUGUGCCUGUAAGCUGGGUGUUCGGUAGAGAAAUCAAGCUUUGA